Molecule: messenger RNA, 1202 nt
Organism: Gopherus flavomarginatus (Mexican gopher tortoise)
Lineage: Eukaryota; Metazoa; Chordata; Testudines; Testudinidae
Gene: SPATA4
Product: spermatogenesis associated 4
Exons: 6
Coding region: 113-892 (259 amino acids)
Biological process (GO): negative regulation of execution phase of apoptosis; regulation of cytoskeleton organization
Cellular component (GO): axoneme
Molecular function (GO): microtubule binding
Source: RefSeq, a predicted model, not a curated record
AUGGUUUGCGGCGGUUGCUUGGUAACCAGUCACAACGGCUAGAGGACACGGGGAAAGGGGACCCUAUUCCGGCGCGCGCGGCUCGCGAGCAGUCCCAGCCUCUCGCGCCUCCAUGUCGUACUCGCACCCUCCCAGGCGCACGGGGCUGCCGCGCGCCGUGCUGAGGUGGCUGCAGAGCCUGGACCUGAGCUUCUUCCCCAGGAACUUCCGACGGGACUUCUCCAACGGCUACCUCAUCGCUGAGAUCUUCUCCUGGUACUACCCCGGGGACAUCCACAGCCACAGCUACGAGAACGGCGCCUCGCUGGCCACCAAGCUCAGCAACUGGUCCCAGCUCGCCCAGUUUUUUUCCAAAAGAAACUUGAAGCCUGUCCAGGAACUAAUAGAUGGGACAAUUCACUGUAAACCGGGAGCAGCAGAAAUGUUGGUACAAGACAUCUACUCAAUGCUGACAAAUGGACGAAUUAAAAAUAUUCAGGAUGAAGUUGACUUUACAGACCACUAUUAUCAGGAGCAGUUACCAAUGGUCGCCAGGUCAACAGCUUCAAAGGCUAUCAAGAAUAACAUUAAGCUAACAGAAAUAAUGAUGGAGCCCAACAUUAACAAAAAUAGACAAAAGGUUAAUGCCAUCAUCAAUAUGCAUAUGCAACGGAGACUGGUAGAGCGGGAAGAGAACCCAAAGCGGUUUAACAUUAAACCAAGCUUGGCAGAACGUGCAGUUCGUCAUCCGGUUGCUGUAGGUCCCUCUGGGAGUGCGAUUAACAUCCAGAGAGAGAAACUUUCUUUUAUAUCAAACCUAGGGCUUCCAGAAAUCAGAGGCAAAACUGGUGUUCAGUUUAAAGAAAUCCAGGUGAAACAAGCUGACAGAGGCUCUUUUACUGUGGAUAUAUAAGUGUGGCAGCUCCAAGCAUCUAGCCAAAAGGAUUCGAACUGAACACUGGAAAAAAAAAGUAUUGGAGAGACCUCAACUUUGAAAAUGUACAAGAUCACUUUAUCUCUAUAAUCCUUUGACCAUAUCCAUUGGGAGAGAAUUGCCUGAUUGGUUUCAGAGUCUGUUAAAUCAGAGCAUUAUUUUUUUCUAGUAGAUGCCAAAACAAAAUACAUAUUGGAAAUCUGAUGUUUGGAAGUGUGACAAGCUAAAUCAUCACUAAACAAAGCAGUAUCUAAAAUAUACAUCACUGUAGUUUCCCCAUUGUUAGUUG